Molecule: messenger RNA, 1905 nt
Organism: Geodia barretti
Lineage: Eukaryota; Metazoa; Porifera; Demospongiae; Tetractinellida; Geodiidae
Source: the annotation of a GenBank genome assembly
AUGGCGCUGGCGUUGGCCGGUUAUGCGUUUGCGGCCUCGGUGGCCGGCCAGGCACGCGGCGCACCGGCCCUGGUCGAUAGCGGGCGUAAGGCGUGCUACGUCCUGGUGCUGGUGCUGCUGGUGGCUACUCUAUCGCUGGUGCAGUCCUUCAUCACCCGCGAUUUCUCGCUGGCCUACGUUGCCGCGCACAGCAACCUGGCGAUGCCCAACAUCUACACCUGGGUGGCAUUUUACGCCGGCAACGAGGGCUCACUGCUAUACAUCGCGUUCGCCCUGUCGGUCAUGGCGGCGGUGGCGAUCUGGCUGGCGCCGGCGGCCACCCGCCCCGACGCUGGCCUGGACGGUUGCCGUCCUGAUCGGUUGCCCUUUGCGGUGCCCGACGGCCAGGGCAUCAACCCGCUGCUCACCCACUUCGGGAUGUUCUUCCACCCACCGGCAUUGAUGGCCGGGCUGGUGGGGAUCAGCAUACCCUUUGCAUUCUCGCUGGGCGGACUCAUCGGCGGGCGCGCCGGCGACGAGUGGAUUGACGCCGGGCGCGCUUGGGGAGUUGGCAUCUGGGCGUUGCUGGCUGCCGGCCUGCUGCUGGGGUCGUGGUGGGCGUACACCAUCCUGGGCUGGGGCGGUUUCUGGUUCUGGGAUCCGGUGGAAAACGCCGCCUUCAUGCCCUGGAUUGCCCUCACCGCCUUCGUACACUCCAUCAUGGUGCAGAAGCGCCGGGGAAUGUUCCGAAUGUGGAACAUCGUGCUGAUUGACGUGGCCUUCGCGCUGGCGCUGUACGGGAUGUUCAUGAACCGCGGCGGGCCGGUGCCGUCGGUGCACUCCUUCGGAGCAUCGACGCUGGGUUGGGUGUUCCUGCUGUUCCUCGCGGUGGGCGUGGUGGUUCCGCUGGCGAUAUUCUUUUGGCGAUACGACCGGAUGCGCAGCGCCCAGCGGCUGGACUCCCUGCUGUCGCGGGAAGCGGCAUUCCUGCUGAACAACCUGCUACUGCUGGGCGUCGCCUUCGCCACGCUGUGGGGCACCGUGUACCCGCUGCUGUCCCGCCUGUUCGCCGACCAGGAAAUCACGGUGGCACGCCCCUUCUACGAUCAGGUCAACGGCCCGUUGAUGCUGGCGUUGGUGCUCUUGAUGGGCGUCGGGCCCCUCCUGCCCUGGCGUCGUGCCAACCUGCAAUCAUUGCGGCGUGCACUGAUGCUGCCGGGGUCGGUGGCGGCAGCAAUGGUGGUUGUUCUACUGGUUGCGGGAAUUCGCCAACCCUAUGCUGUAAUCGGUUUUGCCCUGUGCGCCCUGGUCGCCACUGGCAUCGUAGCCGAGUGGGUUCGUGGCGUGGUAGCGCGCCGCCGCAGCGCCGGCGACAAUCCGGCCAUCGGAUUCCUGCGGUUGAUUGCCGCGAACCGACCACGCUACGGCGGCUACAUCGUGCAUCUGGCUGUCAUAAUGGUCGCGCUGGGCGUGGUAGGCCAGUCGUUCUACGGGGUGCAGCGCGACGUGGUGCUUGCGCCAGGAGAGUCGGUUACGGUGCGUGACUACCGCAUGGAAUACGUGGACACAACGACCUUCGCGUUCUCCGACCGCACCGAAUUCCGCUCCACGGUCGAGUUAUAUCGCGAUGGGGAGUUGCUGGAAGUGAUGCAGCCUCGCCGCACGUUUCAUCCCGAACAGAACAUGGCGGCUACCCGAGCGGCCAUCCGCUCCACGCCGGUGGAGGAUUUUUACGUGGUGCCCAGCGAAAACAUUGACGGUGGCGCGGUGGGUUUCCGCGUCCUGGUCAAUCCGCUGGUGUGGUGGAUGUGGGUCGCUGGCGCGGUGAUGAUUGCCGGUACAGUGGUGGCCUUGUGGCCGUCCCGCGUUCCGGAGCGCCGGCCCGUGCCAGCCCCGGCGGUCGCCGGCCCCGCCGCCGCCGACUAG